This is a messenger RNA of Bombyx mandarina (wild silkworm), 1323 nucleotides long. Its product is annotated as piRNA biogenesis protein EXD1. Lineage: Eukaryota; Metazoa; Arthropoda; Insecta; Lepidoptera; Bombycidae. Gene Ontology annotation, biological process: piRNA processing. Gene Ontology annotation, cellular component: PET complex. Gene Ontology annotation, molecular function: nucleic acid binding. The record is from RefSeq and is a predicted model, not a curated record.
ACUCCGCUGUCGUUGCUGUCGUUGUACUGCACGUUGCUCUCGGGCUAUAUAUUUUCAAGGCAUACAGCGAAACCGAAAAAGACCCUAAACCGGUUAAAAAAGAUUAAAACCAUUAUCACUACUGUUUCAUAUCACACUCAAAAUGGACAACCUCUACACAAAAGGAGAACUGUUACAAGUUCACACAAAAAACUACGACGUCUUUGAAGGUAGAUUCUAUAGUAUGGCCCAAGAUAAGACCAAAAUAUCACUAUAUGAUGUCAAGGAAAUUCCACAUGGUGAUGCUAAUGAUGGAGUCCUUCAUUACUAUGAUUCUGAAAUAAGAGAAGUGGUGAAACUCCAGGAGUCUACUGAAAAGAAAGUUCUCAAAAUAUCGCAAACGAAAUAUGAAGAAAUCCUCAAAAUAUCAAAAAAAUACAUUUUCAUAAACCAAGUUGAUAAAAGUUUCCAUGAAGCUGUGGAUGAUUUGAACCAGCAAGAUUUUAUUGCUGUUAGCGGUGAUGGUGCAAAUAUGGGGAGAAAAUGCAAGAUGCCAUUUCUUGUUUUGUCCACUGACCACCAGAUCUAUAUCUUUGACAUCCAGGUGAUGCAAUAUCAUGCAUUUGAAUCAGGCUUAAAAAAAAUUUUGGAUGGUGAUUCUCCAAAAAAGAUUGCACAUGAUUGUAGAAAAUUGUCUGAUUGUCUAUAUCAUAAACACAAUGUUAAGCUGAAAUCAGUUUUUGAUACUCAGGUUGGUGAUUUAAUAAUCACUAAGAAUAAGAAGGUCACUUUACCAAACAAAGUGAGAUCUCUGGGAGAAUGUUUGACCAAUUACCUGGGUCUACAACAAAACACCAUUGACGAAAAGCUUGAUAUUGUUCAAAGUACAGAAAGGCCACUUUCAGUGAAGAUCAAGGAUAGUCUGGCAAGGAAUAUUGCAUUUUUACACCAUCUGUCUGAAGUUAUUAAUGAAGAAAUGCAGUUACCGUUUUACAGAGGUGUUGAAUGCUAUAUUGAAAACAUUCGUUCUUCAGACGAUUUUAAAGCCUGGGAACUAUGUGGAAAAUUAAAUCAAAUACCAAAGGAGUUUAGAAACGCUAUUGACUAUUAAGAAAUAACAUUCCACUAAUGUUAGAUUUGAUGUUUUUGCUCUCCAAAAUGAAAACUUGUGGGAUUUGGCUUUUGAAUUUGAUAUGACAUACAGUAUUACAAAAUGUCCAUUUAAACUAGGCAAUAAGUGAUGUGCAAUAAUAUAGAAGUUAGUACUCAGUAAAAUGCUUUAUUUUUCGUUGAAAAUUAUUUGAAAGCAUUAAAUGGCACAAAGUAUAGCUUCUUUCAAUGUAU